This is a messenger RNA of Sesamum indicum (sesame), 1502 nucleotides long. The record is from RefSeq and is a predicted model, not a curated record. Lineage: Eukaryota; Viridiplantae; Streptophyta; Magnoliopsida; Lamiales; Pedaliaceae.
CAGGUGGGCCCGAAUGGCGUCCACCACCACCACCACCUCCGCCUCCGCCUCCGCACGCCGCCAAAAGAAAAUCGUCGUCAUAAUGGGCCCUACCGGCUGCGGAAAGUCCAAACUCUCCGUCGACUUAGCCUCUAGAUUCUUCCCUUCAUCCGAAAUUAUCAACUCUGACAAAAUCCAAGUCUACCGUGGCCUUGACAUCACCACCAACAAAAUCCCAUUGCCCGACCGCAAGAACGUCCCCCAUCAUCUCCUCGGCGAGUUCGACUCGUCUGAGUCUCAUCCCGAGUUCACCCCCUCCGACUUCCGCUCUUCUGCUUCCUUAACCAUUUCACAGAUUCUCUCUCGCCGUAAAAUACCCUUUAUCGUGGGGGGUUCGAACUCCUUCAUCUACGCGUUAUUGGCUAAGAAAUUCAACCCGGAGAUAGACGUGUUCAGCGAGUCGAACUCGGAGACAGACUCAGUUUUCUGUAAAGAGCUGAGAUACAGCUGUUGUUUCAUCUGGGUAGACGUCUCCCCGCCAGUACUAAAUCAAUACUUGGUGAAACGCGUCGACGAGAUGCUCGACUCGGGGAUGUUCGAGGAGUUAGCAGAGUAUUUCGCAAAUCCCGUGUCGGGGUCGGCGAGUCAAUGCGGGUUGAAGAAGGCGAUCGGAGUGCCAGAGUUCCAGAGAUACUUGAAGAGGUUUCAGAAUGAACAAGGGGAGGAUUGGAGGAGUGAGGAUGACGUGGAGAAAAAGAUGGCGUACGAGGAGGCCGUGAGGGCCAUCAAGGACAACACGUGUCAGCUAGCUAAGAGGCAGCUGGGGAAGAUCCUACGGCUGAGGGAGGCGGCCGGAUGGGAGUUAAAGAGGGUGGAGGCGACGGAGUCGUUGAGGGCGGCGAUGGGCGGGGGGAGGAGGGUGGCGGAUAUAUGGGAAAGACAGGUGGUGGAACCGAGCGUGAAGAUUGUGAAGCGGUUCUUGAUGGAGUAGGUUUUCCAGCCAUAUCCACCUCUUCUUCAACAAAGAACAAUUCCAAUUCCAUUUCCACUCCCCUCUCUCUUGUUUGUUAGAUUUAUUUUUUUUUAAAAAAAAAAGAAGAAGAAAAUUUCCCUUUUUUCUGGUGUAAAAAUUUCAGAUAAUUGGGUUUUUUUUUUUAAGGGUGGUGUUGGGGUUAUAUUUGGGAUAAUAUAUAUAAAUAUAGUGGUGGAGGGGCGACCAAUUUUGGGGUUAAAAUAUAUUAUUUUCUUCGUUUUUGAAUUAUUUCUGCUAAAUAAACAAGAAGGGAGGUAAGAGUUAUUUGGUGUGUUUUCGAGGAUUGGGGAAAUUAAGGAAUGAGUCUUAGAAUUUUGGUGUUGUGAAGACGAAAUGAGAAGAGGGGAAAGGAAUAAUAAGUUUGACAAAAACUGUUGUCUGCUGCUACAGUGGUACAAGGUUUACCUUUUGUUUUUGUGGCAAGACCAUUACCAACUACUGAUUUGGUUUGGACAAUUGGAAUAUUAGCGAAAACUUCCUUCUUUUCGCA